AUGUCUGCUGCUCCUGAAACCACCCCUGCCCCCGUCGCUCCCGUCGAGGAGGUUGCCGCCCCCGUCGUCGAGGAGACCGCCGCUGCUACCGAGGCUGUUGCUGCUCCUGUUGAGGAGGCUGCCGCUCCUGUCGAGGCUGAGGCUGCCCCUGCUGUUGUAGAGGAGACUGCCGCCCCCACCACCGAGCCUGUCGCUGCCGUCGAAGAGACCACCGCUGCUGAGCCUGCCGCCGAGGAGGCCAAGCCCGAGGAGGCCACCAAGGAGGUCACUCCCAAGAAGGAGAAGCGCCAGUCUUUCUUCGGCAAGUUCAUCGGUGCCAUCAAGGAGAAGACCGCCAAGAAGGAGAAGACCGCUGUUGCUAAGGAGGAGCCCGUCACCGAGGAGGCCGCCGCUGCUGCUCCCGUCGAGGAGACCGCUGCUCCUGCUGAGGCUACCGAGGAGGCUGCUCCUGCCAAGGUAGAGGAGACUCCUGCUGCCGUCGAAGAGGCCGCUGCCCCCGUCGAAGCUGAGGUUGCCCCCGCUGCUGAGGAGGCCAAGGACGUCAAGAUUGACGAGUCGGCCAAGGCUGAUGCUCCCGCUCCCGAUGUGGCUGCUCAGAAGAUCAAGCUCGGCCGUCGUCUGAGCGGCAAGUUUGGUGCUCUCUUCCACAAGCAGCCCAAGAAGACUGAGGAGAAGGCCGAGGCCCCCGCCGCUGCUGCUGCCACUGAGGAGCAGGAGGCCAGCCCCGUCGAGGAGAAGGUUGCUGAGGACGUCAUUGCCCCUCCUGCUGCCGCCGCCCCUGUCGUGGUCGAGGCUCCUAAGGCUGCUGCCCCUGUCGCUGCCGCCGCCUAG
Mycosarcoma maydis (corn smut) is the source of this 831-nucleotide messenger RNA. RefSeq lists its product as uncharacterized. The coding region runs from base 1 to 831 and encodes 276 amino acids. Lineage: Eukaryota; Fungi; Basidiomycota; Ustilaginomycetes; Ustilaginales. The transcript has 2 exons. The record is from RefSeq and is a predicted model, not a curated record.